ACGAUCGAACUUUUUUUUCUUUCGCAGAACGCUCGUGUAAAUGGUCCCAUGGUCUGUCACGAUGCGGUCGACACUAACGUUGAAUUGUGUCCUCGCGAUGGGCCUCUUUACCUGCAUUGGCGCAAUCACCGUAUCGAUAGACCGUUCCGAUAACAAACCCCCACCAACGCGAUCAUCGAUGAUUGCAAACGGCUGGCGGCCGUUGACGAACGGCUACGAGGAGACGAUCGGAACGAACGUGUCCCCAUCCAGCAACCUCGAGCGGAACGGUCCUCUUCACCCAGUUCUAGGCAAGCUUCAAGAACACAUGGCGGCCUCUGAAAAACUGAAACCUCAACGGAAGGGUAAACCAUCUUCCUAUCACGACUACAAUCCGCCCAGUAUACUAGGCAGCUUCACGGUCCUCGGUCAUGCUGCCGCGAAAGCACGCGGCGAAGCUCAAUCUAACCACAAUCAUCCUAAUAAACAUGUCGCCUCUGAGACGCGGGAGUACACGUUCCUGGUCCCUCCGCCGAAAGACGCGUACCGUUUCGACCUGGACCAACACCGGAAGCCCAUUUUACGAGACAGCUCGACGUACUUGCGACAGCCACAAUUUGGCCCGCCAGUGCAUCAGCCUCCGGAUCCAAUAAAGGCUGCUACGUAUUUUAUUAAAGGAUAUACCUCCACCACGAAUUCUCCGUCACCAUCUGCAUCCACGAAAAAUAGACAUUACGCUGAACCUUACGUCCCUCAGUUGCUGCAACCACCCAGGUAUCAGGUGAAGCCCUUUGAAUCUCUAAAGGUAUCCAACAACGCGAAGCCAUAUUUCCAACCACCUGGUACAGCGCCGGCCAACGAUUUUGGAAAGGAUAAACGACUAUCAGAUUACGAUCACAGACAGAAUCAUGACAAGUAUCCUGGACAGGCUCAUAACGAUCACGUUAUUAACCCAGCUAGUACAGGGAACUUUUUUAGCCAAGUAAACCAUCCUUCUCAUUCUUUCAAGACGUCGUUCGAAAGAGAUCCCGCGUUCCUGGUUCACGAGAGCCACGAAAUUAGUUACAUCACCCCACCUUCUGUCUACAAUCCGUUCAACUUUAGACCUUCGUUGCCUUACGAAACCCUACUUCCUCCUGAUGUGUAUUCAUCUUCUACUCCUGCACCCACUACUCCUCGUUCGCAAGAAUCGAGUAAAUUUCAACAACAAAACAGAGAUGCUGUACAGGAUUACAAGAGACCAAGUCAAAGUACUGCGAGUAAGCAAAUAGAGAGCGGAAUACAAAGUGAACUGCUGCCGACAGCAGGUGUUGGUAAUACCUACUACGUGUCAGAAGCUCAGGAUCUAACUCCACCACCCUCUUCAUGGCCAGUUCCGAAGAACAAGUAUCAAACGUCCGACAUAAAUGAGGUUCUACCUCGAUUGAAUCCUCCGUCAAAGUUCAAUCAAGAGCCUAUAGUGUCUAACCAGAUCCCACAGGCACCAAAGGUAGUGUUUAUCGGCCCUCAAUCUCAGCAGCCACAGUUCCAGACCUCUGUUUUGCCGAUCGAUAUUCGACCAGAAAGCGGGGAGACGGAAUACGAGACUCCAGAAAGUAUUUCACUGAAACAUUUCAACGAACAACAAUAUUUGAUCCAACAACAACUGCUGCAAAGAGAUCGGCAAAGAUUGGCUGAACAGGAGAGGCAACAGCAAUUGGAGAUCGAGAAGCAACAGCAAGAGGAAUUAAAGAAGAGGCAAGAGGAAUUGAGGCAGCUGUUGGAGCAGCAAAAGGAAGAGGAAGAGGCGAGGCUGGCUGUGGAGUCCGCGAGGAAUCAGACGCAGGAAUUGGCCAAAGUCACGGAAGAACAAUCGCCUUACGCGAUCCAGUUGGCAGGAUACGAGAUCCCGAAGGUUACCACGGACCUGACCGCGGUGAUUACCGAGCAGAGCAACCUUGGCGAGCAGCCAAAAGUUCAACAGUCUCAGGUAACCCAGCCCGACUACGUGUUCUCGGAGCGUCCCACUGGCCAGGGCCAACAGUAUCAAGAUCACUCGCAGAAUCAGCAAGAGCAAGUGAAUUAUCGAGAACAGCAAACUGAUAUACGGCCUCACAGACCGCACAAGCCAUCGCGUGAACACUAUAGGCGACGAAAACCGAGUACCGCGUCGUACGAGCCAACGCCAACGGAAGCUCCAAUCCAAGUUCCAGAAACCUCUGCUCCGGUGACGUUGCACGUUGAGGAAGUGCCUAUACAGACGACCACCAGAACCACGCCAGAAACUGUGACUCUGGCGACAGUGAGCACGCAGAAGCCCAGGACUCGAAGACCAGGUUCUCCAAUACGUCGAAGAAGACCAACGACCACUACUCCUGAACCUGUCACUGUACCAGCUGCAGAGGACUACCUGAAGUACGAAAAAGAAGAGGCGAUACAUCACGUAGACGCUACAAAACGAAAACGAAUCAAACCUACGCAGUCUGCUUUUGAAGAUACAGUGGCCGAGAAGAAGGCUAAUAUCAGAAAACGGCCUGGUCAUAGAAACAGGGUGAACCCAGGCGAACCCUUCGAAGCUGAGAUCGUCACAGAGAUCGUUCACACUCCUCUAAACACGUACAAGAGUCCAACUGAAUCCAUUCAACCCUACAACGAAUACACUACUCGUUUCGUGACCAAUCAACCUAAUCAACAAUUCGAUUAUACGUCUCCAAAAUUCGCGACAGUGGAAGAUAGUACACAGACCAUACCGCUAGAAUAUUACACCGAAUCGACAAAGGCAAGACCAGAAGAAGAUCCAAACAACGAAAGUUAUAAACCGCAACAGGGUUUAGAUGUGGCCACGAAUAUUCCCCUAGAGGAUUUGUUUAUCAGAACAGAGGGUAAUUACUUCGAUCGAGCGACGGUGUUACCCACUAGUGCAAGUAUAAGUACAAGCCCGAGCACAAGCCCCAGCGUCACCACGAUCGCCUCAACGACGACAUCCACGGUGCAAUUGAGCACGCAAGCGCCACCCUUAAGCUCUUCUACGAGCAGAUCCCACAAGAUCCGGCCGAUCAGGUACGGGAACACGACCAGGCCGCGCUUUAGCAUCAAGGACUACAAGAGCCGGAUGGAUUACAAGAGCAGAUUAGCUCAAAUUUCGAGCACGGAGCCGUCUGCGACGCCAGCGCCACACACGAAGCAAAGAGGUUCUAGUCUGAAGAGUCAACAAAGUCAGCAGCAGAACAUAGAAGGAGCAAGGGAGACGACAGGGAGAUACAAGUACGUCUCAAGGGUAAACUAUAGGACAUCUUCGCCGAAUCCUCCAGUGGUGAAAGAUCAAGAGUUGGUGGCUGAAGAUACAGCUUCUUCCACGACCGAAAGAACCAACCGCUUUGUGCCAAAGAGAAGACCGAUCAACGGUAACGUGUACAGAAGCAGAAUCUCAGGAACCACCAGUAGCCCCAAUAGAUCCCAGAAUCAUUACGAGAGCGACUCUCAGUCGAAGCCAAGCACAGCCAGAGCCGAGAACGUGUUUUCUUCAUCGGUUCGACGACGACCAGUGAUGAAAAGCAGACUGUCGGCGCAGAGGGAGAGUUCAACCGUAGCGUACACGGAUAGAAAAGAAACGGAAGCCACUGAAAUGGCCGCGGAAGAAACCAGUUUCUAUUCGUCGAUCACAACCACUGGCACCACCAAAGUGGCCGCUAACGAAAUCCCCGUUGAAAAGGAAGAACCAGCUCCCACGAACGUUCCGACGAGAUCGAACGUGGACGAAGAGGUGAACGAAGCGGAAGAAAGUGAAACUGGACCGAGUUUUCACCCUGAAAAUGAGAAGCCUGUAGGACCGGUUCAUACCAGCACCGACAAAAGUGUGGACGAAAGUCAACUGAAGGAAACUAGUAUCAUCGAGCAACAUUCUACAACGAAAACAGAGGAAACUACGAUACCAAACGACAAUAAAAGCACGGAAGCGACAGCAACGUUCGAAGUUCGAUCGGAAGAGGAAGAAUUGUUUGCGAAAGCGUCGCAAAGUGUGGCGGACCUGACCAGUUCUGCUUCUGCUCUUUACGACAAACCUGGAAUGUUCAAGGCCGUGUCCCCAGAAAGCAGAGUCAUCGCCUCGCACUUCAAAAUCCCCACGGACGAGCCGACCCUCCCCAUCGAGGCCUUCUUCCAGGAAUUGUCGAAGAAGAGCUAAGUGAACACUUUAGAGCUUUUUAUCCUUUCAAGAGAUCUUUUUCGUAAUCGAGAAGGUCGAUGAUGGUAGCUCUUUAGAGUACCAUUUUUAGAGGAACUUUGAGUGUUUUACAGUCUACAGUACGUGAUCGUGGACGUAACAUUUCUUUGUGGAAAUUAAUCCAGGUAUUAAUUUGAGUUAAAAGGCGAUUGAAUGGUGAUUUCGUUAUUUAAGGAAGGUGAUGGUAAGAUUAAUUUAUUUAAGGAAAGAAUGCUGUAUUAAUUAUAGCAAAAGAUGAAAGUCACUUACUUAGACUUUCUAAAUUUCUAGAUUCAUUCUUUUCGUAAAAAACUUUUAUAUAGAUCCAAGGUGUAUCUAAAACAAUUAGCAUGUUUGUAGUUAAUGAGUUUCAUUUCCUCGACGGAGAUUCGUUAUUCAGCAUAAUAAUAUUCGACUCACAUUUUUAUAA
Bombus pascuorum is the source of this 4589-nucleotide messenger RNA. RefSeq names its product protein PRRC2C-like. The coding region runs from base 41 to 4141 and encodes 1366 amino acids. NCBI's taxonomy places the organism in Eukaryota, Metazoa, Arthropoda, Insecta, Hymenoptera, Apidae. The record is from RefSeq and is a predicted model, not a curated record. The transcript has 4 exons.